AGAAAGGCGGUUCCAAGUGAAAUGUGCCACCAUUCUGCCCUUCUCUUCAUCCUCCAGCGCCGCGUGUGCGUCCUUCACAUUCAUGAACACUCACCUGGAAGGAUGAGCGUGUGUCUUCUCUGGGUCGGCCUGCUCCACAUCAGCCUGAGUGUACUGUGGCAAGCGGCCAACAUACAAGCAGCAUUGACCAUUGAUGAGGUGACACUGACUGUGCUUCCUGCUAAUAAUGUGGAGAGUGGAACUAACGUGACCUUGCAUUGCAAGGCCAGAGUCAGUGUGUCUAGUCUCCACCAGCAGCUGACCUACACCUUUAGCCUCCUGCAGGAGGGUCAGGUGAUGUACUCCAAAAAUAUCAGUGCCCUAGAGAUGGAGCGCAGAUUAUCUCCGGCCAGGGUGUCCAACUCUGGUCGCUAUCAGUGCAGUGUCCACAUCUACAACAAGCACAAGAUAAGCAACACUGUGGCAUUAAAAGUCACAGGACUUCAAAUCCCAAUGCUUAAGGUGAAGUCUGAAAUCGUGUCUGAGGGGGAAGACAUUAUUGCCACAUGCAGUGCACCAGAGGAGACGGGCAGUCUGAUGUUCUACUUCUACGAAACCGAUCAGGAGGUCAAGAGAGUCGUUAGUACCAACAACUCUGUGACAACCAGUCUGACCUUGCAGAAGCUCAAAGACAACUACCUGUAUUGUGACUAUAUUGUUGUGAUGCAACACAUCGCAGGACACUCCAACAAAAGCAAAAUGGUUAAAGUUAUUGUAAAAGAUCUUGAUGUGAUUACCCCAAAAAUAAGCAUCUCCCCCAAUGUGAAUGUCGUUGAGGGUGACAGGGUGCAGAUCGCAUGUACGGUGCAAUUCAACUCAGAUCUUGAGUUGUACCUCACCAAAGGCAACACCCUUCUUCGUGAAUCUCGUACAAACUUCACAUACAGCCUUGUAGUAAGAGCUGAGGAUUCAGUGGACUAUGUGUGUAAAGCAGAGAAAGGCAGAGUGCAAAAGAAGGCAGUCUAUCAGUUAAAUGUUACAGAACUGUUCUCGAAGCCAGUUUUGACAUUGAGCCCAGACCAGGUUUAUGAAGGAGGACGCUUCACUCUGACCUGCAACAGUACUGUAAUCUCCUCAGCGAAGAUUGGAAAAGCAGACAUAAAGUAUGUUUUGCUGAAAGAUGGUCGACGCAUUGCAGCAGUUGACAAAUACUUUGGCACUGCAAGCCUGGCCACCAAUGGGAACUACUGCUGUAUGGCCAUGGCUAAAGAAAUUAACAAGACCAGCUUACCAUUCAUUUUAAAGGCUAAAGUGCCUGUUUCUGUCCCAGUCCUUCGUGCUGUUAAUAAGGUGAUUGUUGGUAAGCCAUUCAGGGUUUCAUGUGAGGCUGAAAAUGGAACGUUUCCAAUAACCUACACCUUACUGAAGACUAGUGUUCCAGUGGCUAACAUGAAAGUGGAUAAGGCAGCCGACAAGGCAAUCUUUAAUAUAACCUCCAUCAGUUUUCCUAAAGAUAUCCACAGCUUCAGUUGUCAGGCUUCUAACCAUGUGUUCAAUGAGACCAGUGAGCCCCUUAGAGCAACAGUCAUAGUACCUGUUUCCAGGCCUGACCUGAAGCCAAAGGAAGUUACGGUCACAGAGGGGUCAGAUCUCGUCCUCAUCUGCAGUGUACACCAGGGCUCUGACCCCAUCACCUUCACCUGGUAUUAUAACAGAGUUAAGCUCCCUUACUCCACCAAAGAAGUCAGAUCAUUAGAAGGAAGACAUGUUGUUAAAGCCAUCGAACGAGGCCAGAGAGGCGACUACCACUGUGAGGCAUCCAAUGACGCCAAUGAAACCAAAAAGAGUUAUCCAUCCAGAAUUAGUGUCAGUUUAGCGCUGUGGAAGAAAGCUCUUAUUGGAGUGUUCUGUAUCUUGCUUUUGGUGGCUAUCGUCAUAGUCCUGACAGUCUUUUUAAAGAAAAUGUCAAAUCCACGCAGAAAAGAGCAAGCAGCUGAGUUAUCAGUGAAACCUUCACGACCCAAAUCAGGUGACCCCAUGAGAAUAAGCCUUACUCUCGACAUUGAAGAUAACACUGCUCUCAAUGGAACUCCCUGUGUGAUGGGCAGGAAUGUCUGGAGUGAAAAUGUAUCUGGCUCAGAUUCUGACGAUCAUACUGAUGAAGACUCUCAGCUGGUUCACCCACAGGAAGUCGAUCUCAGCGGAGAUGUUCCCGUGACGAAAACCAUAGAGCCCGAAUACAGUGUCUGCCACACAGAUAUCCAGGUGUCCACACCAGGAGUUUCGGAACAGGCUGAGGGCGUAAGUGACGCACAAUGUUGACACACAGACACAAAAGUCCACAUGUAGCAGGCGACUCUGGAAUAUGCACAACUCCACAACAGUGAACAAGAACCUGCAUGACUUGACACUUCACACCUAAUUUAUUCAGCUUCUCCACCACCAGAAACUUAUUUUCAAUCAUGAAUAUGAAUAUUUGUUGGUAUAAUUAACAUUACUGUGGUGAUGUUUGUAUAUCAGAGAUUAAAACCUGAGUAGUCAUA
Molecule: messenger RNA, 2522 nt
Organism: Cyprinus carpio (common carp)
Lineage: Eukaryota; Metazoa; Chordata; Actinopteri; Cypriniformes; Cyprinidae
Product: platelet endothelial cell adhesion molecule-like
Biological process (GO): cell surface receptor signaling pathway
Molecular function (GO): transmembrane signaling receptor activity
Source: RefSeq, a predicted model, not a curated record